UUUCCAUCCCCUCACUCAAAUCAGUGUUAUUUAGGACUGAAACAGAAAACAGACUGAAUAAUUGCAAGCCUUACAUCAUUUGAUUAAUCGGUGAAUUUUCAAAGUUUGAAAAUGAGACAGGAAUAAAGGAAAAAGCAGAAUCUGAAAAAGAAUAUUUGAAAUCAUUUAUCAAAUGUCUACGGCUUUUAUGGCCAGUGUAUCAGUGGCAAAUUUGAUAUUUUACUGACAGCAAACCUGGAUAUCUUUUCAUACUGGUGUUUGUUUAUUCUUUUCCUCUUUAUGAAAGAAACAACAUAAUCUGACAUUAUCCGAGCAUAACAUAUUUAAAAAAGAAUUACAUCUUGUCAGUCCAUAAAAACACAGAGAAGUGAAAAGAUUUAUUUAAAGAAAGAAGAAAAAAAUGAACCCAGAAAGUAUAUCUUCAAUUUUCGUGGUUUUGAUUGUCACAACAUCUAUUCAUCAAGUUUUGCCCCAUGGAAGAUUGAUGGACCCACCAGCAAGAAACAGUAUGUGGCGGUUCGGUUUUCCAAACCCUGUUAAUUAUAAUGACAACGAAUUAUAUUGUGGUGGGAAAAUGGUGCAGUGGAUGCAUAAUAAAGGAAAAUGUGGUGUUUGUGGAGAUCCUUGGCACGGUGUGCGACAUCAUGAAACAGGUGGCAAAUAUGCAAAUGGAAUAAUUUCCCGGAGUUAUACAGAGGGAGAUAACAUUAAAGUAGCAGUUCAUCUGACAGCAAACCAUUUAGGCUGGUUUGAAUUUCGAAUUUGUCCCACUAACAACCCUGAAACUGAAGUAACCCAGGCUUGUUUGGAUCAACACCUAUUGUACAGCUCUGAUGGACUCAAUUCCCGAUUUCGUGUAACAAAAGGGAAAAACAAUGUCUUCUUUAAUUUUACAAUAAAACUUCCUUUUGGACUUGUUUGUGAACAAUGUGUUUUCCAAUGGAAAUAUCGAACAGGAAAUACAUGGGACAAAGAUGAUAAAUCUGGUAUAUUCUGCCUUGGUUGUGGUCCCCAAGAAGAAUUUUACAAUUGUGCUGACAUCACAAUCGAACCACUUUCUGACCAAAAUGAUUACUCUUCCAUAUCUCGAAGGAAAGUAAAUAGUGAAACUAUAGAUGAGAAGGGCACUGUUGGAGUUAAAAUAACCUCAGAAACAAUACCAACUUUUAGACCAACAACAUCAGCUACGGAAUUAGAACAACCAAAAGGAAAUGUGAAAACACGCAAAGUUAAUUUAUUUGAUUGGGUUAAUCAACUAUCUCUUAAGAAUGGAAAAAAUCAAUAUCUCUUGAACAAAGAUGUGGGACACAAAAAUGCUGACAAAAGUAAAAAAAUUUUUAGGUACAAUUCUAAAAUAACACAAUCUACUCUAUCAUUACCAACUGAGAAAUCAAUUCCCAAACUAACCAGUCUUGCUGUACCACCAAACAGAAACUCUCACAGGAGAUUGAAAAUAAGUAAACCACGUGCUGACAUGUCAGCUGAAAAAAUUUAUUCCAAAAACAGAAAAUUGAUUGAGACAACAGCCUCUAUACCAACUGUGAUAUUACCAAAAAAAUCUUUUAAAAUGUUUACAAACCCAGUUUCUCCUGGGAAAAAUUGGUUUGUCAGAGAUCAUAAAAUUACUGCUCAAAGAUCUCCUGUUGCAACGGCAAUGCCAAAAGCUUUGUUAUCUUCCAAGCCAUGUCAUAAGCCAAAGACUGUGAGGAAACAAGUAAAUAAGGUAUCUCAAAUUGUUGCUUCGCCUGUUGGACGGUUUAACUUAGGUUGGUGGGGUGAACAUUAUUUCAAACCUCCAGCUACUUCAAGAAUUCCAGCAACAUGGCCUAUAAAGCCAGUUUUAAAAUGCCGUGCAAUUAUACUUUUAUCUGGUGGAAUGGAUGACUGGUGUUUUGUAAAUUGUAAUGCUAAUUACUGUCCAUCAAACUUGUGUCAAUGCCGACGAGAAUUAAGUUAUGCUCCUUUCUAUACAUCCAGUAACAACCAUGUGGUGGAACAAAGUUUAUCGUCACAUAUAGCAGAACCAAUACAUUUGCCAUUAACUAAUCGAUUGCCAAGCCUGUCAUCUCAAACAAAUGUUGCCCUCCCUCUUCACAACUCACAAUAUUCUCCAGGUGUGAACCGAUGUAAAGCAAUUGGCCUCCAUGCAGGAAAUGUUCACUUUAACCAAUGGUGCAAUCGUAACUGUUUCUCCUUUUGGUGUCCAUCAUCCCUUUGUCAUUGUAGAUAACUCUAAAAUAUUUUUGUUUCAUUGUUUUUAAAGACAUUCCAGUUGCUAUGUGUGUAUUUUUGUAUGUAUUUAUAAAUCUUUCCAAUGACAAUUGCAACUUGCUCAUAAACAACAUGCUGGAGCAAAGCAACAAGACAUUGUAACAUUUGUUCAGCAUCCAAUAGACACACUGUGGAGAAUAAGUGAUUGGAAACCAACUUUAUAGUUAUGGGAGUUUUUUUCUUUAAUUUUGAUUAGACAAAAAGUUAAUCGUCAAAGAAUUUGAAACUAAACUGAAACAAGUAUAUUACUGGUAUUUAUUACCUGGUAAUAUAAAAAGCAAAAUUAGCUGUGAGGGGGUACGAACUCAGAUACUGUCACAAAUCAUCUCAAACUAUAUACUGUAAAUGAUCUAGUCUGGUGCUCUACCAUUUGUACAAUGAUGGAUCAGUUUUGACAAUGAACAUUCAAUUGUUCAGUCAACUGAACUCUUUAAAUUAACAACGUUGUUGGAUAUUCUAUAAACAUGGGUUCUCUGAACAUGUAUUCUCAGGCCAAAUUAGCAUUACAUUGUAAGUAACAAGGCUGGACUUCUGAAAUACAGGGGUGUAAUCUAUUAACUGGACUUCUACAUAGUUUCAAUCUACUCAGUUUCACUCACAGGACAUCACACUAUGGGACUGAACCAAGGAUAUUGGGAUUGCAAAGCAAACUUCUUAAACCAUUUGACCUUGCCUGAAUCCACAGUAAACAACAGCUACAACAACAAUGGUUCCUUACUUAAGUACAAAGCCAGCAAUUUUGAAGGGUUGGGAUUGUAGUUUAUGCCAUUGGCUUCAGUACUUGACUGGCACUGUUUUUAUCAAUCUCAGAGCAAUGAAAGAUAAAAUUGACACCAGUGGAAUUUGAACUUAGAACAUAAAGAUUCAGAAGUGGGAACCAAUGAGGUGAUAGACUUGCCCUUGAACUUUGACAUCGGCGUAAAUUCAUGUUUAAGUAUCUUCUUAGAUGCAGUAAACAAUGUCAUUUGAAAUGCAGAUUUGUCUUGUCUGAUAUUGUUCAGAAAAUCCUUUGACUGGAUGGAAGUGCCUUCCAGAAGAUCCAUAAGAGGUUGAGGAGGAGCUGGUAGUGCUGGCAAUCUUACCUGACCGCCUGAGCAGCACAUACCAUUUGUUUCAUUUGAAAAAUUUUAAAGCUUUGCAGAAAUGACAAUUUGGACAGAAUUAUCAUUUUUAUAAGAAUGGGAUGGAUCAUAUCAGAAAACAGCUCCAUGAGUUGUGAAGAACGAAUUUGUACAUAGUUUGUUUCUAAGAGCUAUUCUAUUGGGCCUCUGUCUAAUCAUUAAAACAUUGAUUUAAUGAUCCAGCAUUAAGUGCUGCAGCAUGCAUUUGCUGAUCUUGGGAAAGUCUCAUCUCCAUUCUCUCUUCAGACUCUGUCUAAUGUCCAGCAGCAUCCCUUUGCUGAUCUUGAGAAAAUCUCAUCUUGCUUCUCUCUUCAAUUUUCUACAAUCAUCCUUGCUUUGUACUUGUUUCUGGACAGAUUAUGUCUUUUCUUUGGUGGCAUAUUUUUUAUAAUAUUGUAAACAAAAAAUUAUGAACAUAGAAAAAAAUUAUACAUUAAUCCCUAUUUUUGUAAGCAGUUGUAUGUAUGUAGUAUGUUUUUAUUUUUGUAUGCAGUAUAAAUUAACCAAAGAGGAGCAUAUGCAUGAACUGCUAAUUGAACAGUAAAUGUGUAUUUUUAUAUACCUUGGACCUGUCACCUUAUUGUUUUUUAUCAAGAGUUUCACUUCCUGACAUUCGUUAUGUCAGUCAACACAUCCACUGACACACCAUUCUGCUGUGGUGGCCCUAAAGAUGGAAAGUUUCCGAUGCGUAAUGUUGUUCACAUUAGAAUUAAAACUGAAAGAAUGACAGCAGUCGCCCAUGCAUACCAGCCCCACCUGGUAUGCAUGAAAUAAGAUAAAGUACUCAAGAAUACAUGUUAAAAAUUUGAAUGGACACAUCUAUCUAUCAAUCUAAUCUUUCUGGGGGUUUUUUUUUAUCCAUCUGUCUGUCUGUCUAAUCUAUCUUUCUAUCUAUCUGUCUGUCUGACCUAUCUUUCUAUUCUAUCUUUCUAUUUGUCUGUCUGUCUGUCUAAUCUAUCUUCAUAUACUAUCUAUCCAUCCCUCUAUUUAUCUAUAUGUCUGUCUGUCUGAUGAUAUAGAAAAUUCAGGUAAACAUUGAAUAAAUAAAUGAAUUGUAGACAAAAGCAGCUUCAAUUAAUAAAUACUCUAUUUUUAAUGUUGAAUAGAUUGAUCUGGAUGGCUCAAUAACAAAGAAGUUGUUAGAAAGCUGAAGUUCCAUUCAGAGUGUUCAGUGCCAUUUACUAAAAAUAGCUCUGAUUUAACAUAAAAUAUUUAGAGCAUAAAUCAUCAUGGUAACAAGAAUAAGAAACAAGAAUAAGAAACAAAAUAUGACACAAAUAUAGGAUAAACUGUCUGUGUGGCUAUGUAUAUUAUCCUAAGGAGAGGUUGAGAAUCAGUAUGUCACACACUGCUGCACACAAUAAAAUCAGCUGACUGCAACAAGAACUCAUGUCAAGAACGAGAAAUUAGACACUUAGCUACAAUACAACAGUAUAGCUGAAGGCAAUAGGAUAGAAGGAAUGCCUUUAUCACCAUCAAGGACCAAACUUUGCUUCUAACCCCAAGUGCCACCUGAUCCACUUGGCCAAAUUGGAGAUUGGUUUGGCAAGCAAACACAAACCAAGAAAAAUCAUCAACAACAUAAGGCAGUGGGGGAGGAGGGGCUUCCAAUCUCACCUUAGGGCAUAAUACUAACGAAGUGAUUUCAUGGUUUAAAUGCAACCAGAGUAGAGGCAGGAAAAGGUUCACCCAACUCAAUCGCUUUUUACCCAUCUAUUUUGAAAGGGCUACUGGUCAAGGCACUUGCUUUCAUUGAUGUAAUUAUGCAUGCCAGGAAAAUAUUGCUGUUUAAUAAAUGUUUGACCUGGGUCAAACAAACUGACCCAGUAGGCUCCUCUCAUUUGGUGACGGGAGCUGGAGACAGCACGGAUAUCUGCAAUUUUAUAGGACUGUAUAUACAAGAACACCUUAAAGAAGAGGUUCUCAUCAGUCCUCUUUGACCUGUACAGAGAUAACGCAAUGGCUCUCUCUAGAGGAACUAAUAGGUAUACCUUUGAUAGGAUUAGAAAGGACCUAAUUAGCACCCUUAGUUCCAUGGGGCUCAAGAUAAUAAUUAAUACCCACCUCACCACUGUAAACUUUUUAGAUAUUAUGUUAGACCUAGACAGGUCCUACUACAAACCAAACAAGAGAUUGUCCUAUAUCAACACAGUCUCUUGCCACCUGUCUAACAUGUUCAGGAACCUAGUGAAGGGUGUCAGUAGAAAAAUCUUGUACCUGUCCACAAAUCAGGUUAUUUUUGAUGUCACAGCCUCCAAUUACAGUGAGGCUCUGGCAUCCAGUGAGUUUAAGGACUGCAUCUAUAUGCCAAGCCCUGGCACACAUGAAAGGAAACACCACUGUCAUUUGGUUCACUCCACCCUUUUCUCCCAACAUUAAGAUUGGCAUGGGAAGAAUUUUCCUUAGAUUGGUGGACAAACACUUCACACUGUCACACACAUACAGACGUUUGUUUGAGAGACAUAACUUUUAGUUGCGCACCCAAAUUUUAGAGAGCACCUUUAAGCUGUGAGCAGAGGCACGAUGCUCAUGUAGGGAGUACAAUGACUACCCAGUAGAGGGUCGAUGCGAAAUGAAGGGGGUUAUGUAUGAGGCUGUGGUGCUGACCAACAUUGGGAGUCAGAGCAACAACAGCAGCAAUGGUGACAACAUUGAUAGCAUUCAUGACAGUGGCAGAAGCAACACAUCAAGAAGCAGAAGAACAAUACCAACAGUUAUGACAGCAGAAACAACACCGACAUUGCAACCAGAAAUGGUGACAAUGCCAGCGACAGUGAAACCACCAGGAUCAGGUCCAGGAACAACAGUAUCGACAACAACAGUGACACCAGACCUGGAGUUAAUGAAAGAAACAUUAGUAGUGAUAUCACAUUCAGUGCACAGACACAGAAAUAUAUUGGUUCAACCAGGGGCCCUUUUAAGCAACAUCUGAAUAACCGUAGGUCCUCUUUUAAGAUACCGGAAAGGCACAACAUCACAUCCCUGAUCAGCCACAUAUUGUACUUAAAAGAGAAAGAAACCCCUACAUAAUUAAAUGAAAGCUCCUUUAGCAACUGGGAACUUAUAUAAACAGGAGCAAACAAUGUAAGUGUUGCUUGGCAGAGAGAACCAGGAUCCUAAAAAACUCACUUGAUCCAGGGACCAUUUUAAACUCCAGGAAAGAGGUAUUCAGUUAAUGCUCUCAUGUAAGGUAACACACACCACCCAACCAACCAGCCUCAGAGCCAAUACAUACAUACAUACAUACAUAUAUUCAUUUAUUAUUUUUACUUGUUUCAGUCAUUUGACUGCAGCCAUACUGGAGUACAACCUUAAACGAUUUUAAUCUAAGAAAUCGAUCCCACAAGGACUUAUUCUUUGUAAGCCUAGUACUUAUUGUAUUGACCACCCUUGAAGAACCGCUAAGUUAUGUUGAUGUAAACACACCAACAUUGGUUGUCAAGCAAUGGUGGGGUAACAAACACAGGCACA
This is a messenger RNA of Octopus bimaculoides (California two-spot octopus), 6863 nucleotides long. RefSeq lists its product as uncharacterized. The record is from RefSeq and is a predicted model, not a curated record. Lineage: Eukaryota; Metazoa; Mollusca; Cephalopoda; Octopoda; Octopodidae.